Messenger RNA from Phoenix dactylifera (date palm), 1213 nucleotides. The record is from RefSeq and is a predicted model, not a curated record. NCBI's taxonomy places the organism in Eukaryota, Viridiplantae, Streptophyta, Magnoliopsida, Arecales, Arecaceae.
UAUAUUAGCCUAUAACAAUGCCAAAGUAACAUAAAAUAAUCUUCUAACUUAAGGUGGCAAAGGACCCAAUUCUUCCCCAGGUUCUAUCUCUUCCUUGGAUGCAUAAUCUUCUCUCUUUGUUCUCUCGCCUCCUUUUUACCCUUUCGGUCCCCCAAGUCAUCCAUAAUUUGGUAAAAAAAAAUCUCUACUUUUUCGAAAAGAAGUGGAGGCCAAAUGCAGCGCCCUUCUCUCCGCCUCCUCAUUGAGCUGGCCGCCGCCGCCGUCACCGGCGCCGCGACUCUCCUCGCCUUCCGGCGGUGCAACCGGGACGAGGCCAUCGUCUCCCUCCGCUGCGAGAUCCGCGACGCCCUCCUCCUCAUCCGCCGCGACAAAGGCGGCCCCAUCGCCCACCCGCCGGCGGUCCUCGUCACCGGGUUCCGGGCCAAUGGCAAGAGCUCGUUCGUGAACACGGCGUGCCGAGCCCUCGCCGACGAGGUCGGGCCACUGCUCCUCAGGGUGGAGACUGCGCCACCGGGCUCCCGCCCCGCCACCAUUGCCCGCCGCGGGGUCCGCGCAGCAGUGGCGGCGGAAGAGGGGGAGGCGGCGGUGGAGCUGCUGGACGCGCCGGCGCUGCCGGAGGCCGUGAGGCUGACGAGAGCCGACGUGGAGGCUGCGCUGGUCGGCGACGGGGGAGGAGGUGAGGCGGCGCCCGUGGCGGAGUGUGUGGUUCUGGUGCUUCGCUGCGGCGGGCCUGCGAAGGAGCGGAAUCUGGCUGUCAGGAAGCUGCCCGAUAUCGCUGGCGCCGUUCGCGAACGAGGCUUGAAUUUAGUUGUUGUAUUAACCCAUAAGAAGGCUAUAAAAACUAUACAACAAGCUGAAGAGCUCCGUCGGGAGGUCGCCUUUAGGGCAAGAACUGAUUGUGUUUAUUUCAUAGAGAACUACACAUCAAGCAGCAUGCUUAAUAUUCGCCAUCCCGGCAUCAUCAAGAAUAGCUUCGAGACGCAUUUUACCGUGCUAGCAAUCAUCAGGCAGUGCAUCGAGUUCAGCAAAUCAUAUCGAAGCCAUUCAUCACGGGAGAUCAGCAUCGACAAGAACUAGCAUGAGAUUGUUGAUGAUGCUAGAUGGAUGAUGGGAGCUUUUUUUUUUUUUUCUGUCAUAAUUGUUUAAACGCCUCAAUUAAAUAUUAUUAUGUAUUUGUAAAUAUAAAUUUGUUAGUAACAUUUGUGAUUCUUAU